Messenger RNA from Hyla sarda, 1884 nucleotides. Its product is annotated as SH2 domain-containing adapter protein D-like. The transcript has 8 exons. Bases 347 to 1441 code for a protein of 364 amino acids. Gene Ontology annotation, molecular function: phosphotyrosine residue binding. Lineage: Eukaryota; Metazoa; Chordata; Amphibia; Anura; Hylidae. The record is from RefSeq and is a predicted model, not a curated record.
CUUCUGAGAUGUCCAUCAGUGAUUCACUCUGUCGCAGUACGCACGCGCCGCUUGGCAACUGCGAUGCGACCCAUGUGAUCUUGUUCUUCCCCCUGAUUGGUGUACUCUCGUCUCCUCUGCUAGGGCUGCUGCGCAGCCUCUAUUCCACAUACACGCCGUUUUGGCGUUCUAUCGCCAUGUUUACAGCAUGUACAGGUGAGCGCCCGCCGCUACUACUUGUCCUCCAGGUCAUCGGAUUAUUUACACAGACUGGAGCAUGCUGGUCAUCAUCUGCUAGUGAAGAAGUGGUCCUCGAAGAAGAAGAAGCCGAAAAAGUUUUGGUUGUCAUAAAGUGGCAGGGGCUCUAAUGGCAAGGUGGUUGAAGGAUUAUCUACAUUUUGGGAGUAAGAGGUCUCCACCACAGCCUCCCAAGCCAGACUAUACAGAAAGUGAAAUUCUCCGUGCCUACAGAGCUCAAAAGAACCUCGAUUUUGAGGACCCCUAUGAAGACAAGAGUAAUGAUAAAGGAUCCCAGUCCAGACUGGAGGAGCUGCAGCUUACCAUAGUGUCGCCAAGACACCGUCUUAUCAAGGUGGAACCAUCAGAAUGUAAAGGGAGACUACGUGUAGGAUCGGAGGAGAGUAUAGGAGGAAAGGUCACAGGGGUUACUGAUUAUUCUAAUCCGUUUGACAUGAAGAACAAUCAAUUUGAUCAUGAAGACUUAGAAGAUACCAGUUAUAUGGAACCCUACGAGAGUCAAAGGCCAAUAUCAGAUCAGCAUGAUGGAGGAGAGAAGGUGACGGACAAGGUAUUACAGCUCUAUGAUUCUCCAUAUAACGAUAAAUACAGGACGAUUCCCCAUGAGAGGUGCCAGCCAUCUGAAGAUGAACGACCAGCUGAUGAGUACGACCAGCCUUGGGAAUGGAAGAAAGAUGACAUCAGCAGGGCGUUUGCAGUGCAGUUUGAGAGCUCAGCGUGGCCUUGCGGUUCUCCCCACUCGAGAGCGCGGCUUCUACAGUCCACUCCCAGAAGUCCUGUUAAUCUUCGACCGUCUAGCCCUGAGAUGGCUGCUCACCUGAGAGAACAUGGGUCUCCUCCGAAAGACCUUGUAGAUUCAUCAAGGGUGCGGAAAGCAAAUUUUGUAGAGUUACAAAGACAAACGUGGUUUCACGGAGCUCUGAGCUGUAUCGAUGCUGAGAAACGCUUACACAAAAGUGACCCUGGGAGCUUCCUAGUACGUACAGAAGCUGAGAGUAUGAUCUUCCUGUCAGUUAGAGGACGCGGCAGCAUAUUGCAUGUGAAGGUAAUAGUCCUGCCUGAUGGUCGGUACAUGCUCGGUGACAGCGGCCCAUCUUUUCCGUGCAUCAUCGAUCUGGUCCAGCAUUAUAUCCAGUCUCCGCUGCUCUUCCCAGGGGAGGGACAAGUGUGUCUUCAGCAUCCAGUGCCAGCCAUGAUACAUUAAUAAAACUGUGACUCUAUGACUUUGACCAAAAACCAAUGGUGACACAAAGGCCUUAAAACCAAGUCGGAAGAAGUUUUUUGGACUAAACUCAAUUUUUUGAAAAACUUUUUUAAGCUUUGAAAAAAGAAUCAAUCCUAAAUGCAACAUAGUAUUCUAAAACUGCAUCUUUAAAACACGACAUGGAAGAAGGGCCUGUAAAGGAGACCACUUGUCCUCUGCCUGGCUCGGUGUUGCUUGGUUGGUCAUGUUGCCUUCAUUGUUGUUAGACAAAAAGUUGUCCGGACCUGCCAACUUUUGGGUCUAAAUGUGUAUGGGGACCUCCCGAUUUGUGAACGGGAAGCAUGAAUGUGUUCAUGUGCAUGAAGAUUGGGAAAGAUAGCUGUCGGACGAAGAAAUGUUUGGCCAACAACUAUUUUAGGUGUAUAGCCUCCCUUUAAAGGGGU